CAAAGACCCGCCCACCUGUACCUGUGGGCUGUCUGAGGAGUCCUGCGUGGCAGCCACGAGAAAAGACCAUCCUCUGGUCUCUGUGUUGAUCCUGAAGCAGUAUGGAGGAGAGUGACCUGCUCCAGGAGAGGCUCCAGGCCAUCACUCAGAAGCAUCGAAUUCAAGAGGACAUUAAAAAGAAGAAAGUGAAACUCGAUCAAGAGAAAUUCAAACUGCAACAUCUGAAGAAAAAGGCUCUGAGAGAGCAGUGGCUGCUGCGAGACUCCAAUAAUGGAGUCGACUGCACACAGCAGCAGAGCUUUCUGUCUGACCGGGAACACACCAGAGCCCUGCAGCUCAGCAUCCACAGGAUUGAAAUGGAGGUGGAUUCUCUGGAGAGAGAAGAGUCUAUGAUCAGCGUUAAUGAGAGUUUUAUCCUCAGUAGACUCAAGGCAGUGGAGAAAAGUCCGGAGGACAUUAUCAAGGAAGCCCACAACAGCUUUGUUCCUGAACCAUUACACAUAACCACAGCAAUCCCUGAAUCCUUCUCCUCACCAGCCAGUGAACAGUGUGAGCCAAACACACCACGGCAGCCUCUGUUUAACAUGCAGCUCAAUGUGGCUAAAAAUACUCUGACUGGGGAGCGCUCAGUACUUUCUACGCCUGAUGUUCUUCUGAAAGACUUUCACCAAAACACCGGGCUCAGGGUUCCUGAUGAUGUCCAGAAGUGUGUUUGUGCACUCAACUCUCAGCAGGCAUCACGUGGCCAGAAUGGUGUUUCUGAGCUAUCGGCCAAUGAGGUGGAACAUUUACUGAGAAAUGCUACAAUGCAUGGUCAAGCAAAGCACCAAAACUGGAACAGGGUGGAGGAGCAUGACCUCAGGAAGCAGCCAGGACACUAUGAUGUCCUGCAAAGACACAAAGCAGACAAAGACUUUAGCUCCAACGAAAACAGCCAAAGAAACCCACACAGUGAGCAUCACUACUGUAACCAGGACAGCUGUCUUAUCAAAAAUGAAGGCAGGAGCCAGCAAAGCAAUCUGACGGAAAGUUGUGUGACGCGCCUGGAUCACUAUGGCAACCAGCGAGAUUGUCACUGUAGUUCAUAUCCAGUGACAAAUUGUCACCGUCUUCAGGAAGGCGGGUCUGCAAGCCACCAGCCCAGUGGCAUGACCAGAAGCAGCAGCAGGAUCACUGAACCAUCCAGGUGCUGCGUACCUCUUAGAACACAUGACCAGGAAAUACUAACACACACACGCUUCAGCUACACUCCCUGUUAUAUUCCUGCUAUUGAUUAUAUCAGUGAGGAAGAACAUUACCGCCCAUCAUUGUACCAGUCAAACAGACAAACUGGGAACAGACACAGAGCACCCCUUACUGGAGAUGACCCUCCUUGCACAGUCCUUAGCGUCUUGGACACUGCUGAGCCAAUCACAGCCAUAUUCAUGGGUUUUCAGUCAGCGUUGGACGAGAGCCGGCAGGUUCGGGAGUUUGAAGGUUCCCUCAAGGCUGAACUGGUCAUUGUUGAGGACGAUGAAGACUAUGAUGACAGCAACAUGAAGGAGAAGAAGAGCCACGGGCACAUUCCAAAGCCAAGCGCAAGCAAUAGAGCUGCUGCACACGUGCAGGGACUUGGAGACGGACACAGAGAGAGCGCGGUGGGACCAGGCGUCAGAAAGAUCCGGAAAAAACAACAACCGUGCUGUAGUGUCUGCUAACUGAAAGCCUUCUUUUUUACGUGGUGCUGCCUAAAAUGACCGAUUCUCCUCGAGCGCUUAGUGACCUUUUGUGAAAGGGAAGAUGUGAAAUCAUCUCCAGCUAAUAAACAUGUGACACUGUAACUAAAGAGCCCUGUUUAAUUUGGUCAGUCUUUAUAACGUGUUCCCCACGUAUCACAUACUGCUGUGUGUCGCUGUAAGUGGACUGUUUUUAUAUAGCGCUUUUCUGUUUCUACUUCACCAAAUCACACACAAUCACACAAGCACUGUUUUCCAUGCUAACAAGUACUAACAAUGAAUGAAUGAAUGAAUGAAUGAAUGCAUCAGAGAGCAACUGGGAGUUCAGUAUGUUGCCCCAGGAUAUAUAUACUACAGAUUAAUGUAAAAUGUAAGAUGACUUGAAAAGAUUAACCCACAAAUCUGUCAUCUGAAGUUGGAAUGCAUGGAGAAAAAAGACAAACCAAAAUAAAUCACUUUGAACAGGAUUAAA
This is a messenger RNA of Maylandia zebra (zebra mbuna), 2187 nucleotides long. It is a transcript of the gene palmda, whose product is annotated as palmdelphin a. The record is from RefSeq and is a predicted model, not a curated record. NCBI's taxonomy places the organism in Eukaryota, Metazoa, Chordata, Actinopteri, Cichliformes, Cichlidae. Gene Ontology annotation, biological process: regulation of cell shape. Gene Ontology annotation, cellular component: cytoplasm; membrane.